Messenger RNA from Helianthus annuus (common sunflower), 1790 nucleotides. Its product is annotated as BTB/POZ domain-containing protein At5g41330. The coding region runs from base 244 to 1650 and encodes 468 amino acids. The transcript has a single exon. Gene Ontology annotation, molecular function: protein binding. Gene Ontology annotation, biological process: protein homooligomerization. The record is from RefSeq and is a predicted model, not a curated record. Lineage: Eukaryota; Viridiplantae; Streptophyta; Magnoliopsida; Asterales; Asteraceae.
AAUCUGUACAUAAGUGAAUCCAAACUCGCCAGCAGGCCCCUAUUUUGAGGAUCAUCAACCCCUGUGAUUCCUUCUUUAUUGAAACAAAAAACAACAAAUAAACAUCACCAACUGUCAUCACCAUAUAUAAAAACCCAACCCUAGAUAAAAACAAACCAUUGCCCACACUUGUUGACCCCCAUCUUUAAACCCCUUCAAAACCAUUCUUUCUUCUCAAUCUUUCUUCACAAUUCUUGAAGAAACAUGCCACCAAUUUCACUACACAACCCCAAAUCAAAGGAUUUCAACAAACCAAACGUUGUCACCAUUGAUGUGGGUGGUCAACUCUUUCAAACCACCAUACAAACCCUAACCCUAGCUGGUUCCAACACCCUUUUCUCCAAUCUCUUCAAUUCUUCUGAACAACCGAACAGAAUCCCUUUUAUUGACAGAGACCCUGAAUUGUUUUCUAUUAUCUUAUCCCUUUUAAGAACUGGCAAUCUGCCAUCUAAAGCCAAAAGCUUUGAGAUUCAAGAUAUUGUUUUCGAAGCAAAGUUUUAUGGGGUUGAAGAUCUUCUUGUCCAAUCUCAGUCAAACCCAUCUCAAUUUGAGCCUUUUGAUCUUGAAAAGUCAAUCAUUUUGCCACUCAGUGGGAGAGAUUCACCUUCUGCAAUCGCUGCAACGCCUUAUGGGUCAGUUCAUGUUUCUCAUGGUAGCAAGAUUACAUCUUUUGAUUGGUCUUUGCAAAGAAAGUCAACUACUUUGACCCAAUUCACAGCUAUUGAUUCUCUGUUAUCUUUGUCAUCUAAUGUUGUGGCAGCUGGUGCCACUGAUUUCUGUGGGUUGCAAAUUAUUGAUCUUGAAAUGGGCUUUGUGAGACAGACUUUGAAUUGGGAAAAUGUGACUAAAUCUGGUUCAACUGUUCAAGCAAUUGGAACUUCCCCUGAGUGUUUAUUCACUAGUUUUGAAUCGAGUCGCAGGAAUUCGAACUCUAUUUUGGUGUAUGAUAUGAAUGAUAGCUUUAAAGUUGUAUCCGAAAUUGGGCAUAAUGAGAUAUUUGGUGCUGAUCUUGAUUCCGCAAUUCCAUCGACAAAAUUGAAUUGGAUUCCAAGUCUUAGUCUUUUAAUGGCUUCUGGGUCACACAGUGGAGCAUCAGGGAUCACAGGAAACAUCAAGUUUUGGGAUAUAAGGUCUGGGAGUCUUGUUUCGGAAAUCAAAGAAAAAACCGAUUGUUUUUCGGACAUCACAGUUUCGGAUACCCUUUCCGCUGUUUUCAAGAUUGGGAUAAACUCAGGAGAGGUUUCUUACAUCGAUUUUCGGAACAUUUCAUCGGAUUGUUGUUGGAAUUGUCUUGGUGAUUCAAGAAAAGUGAUGAAUGUGAAGAAAGAAGGGAUUGGUUGCAAGAUUGAAAGCCAUGGGAAUCAGGUUUUUAGUAGUAAAGAAGGGGAGUUGGAGCUUUGGUCUGAGGUGCUGAUGGGUUCAUCAUCAGCAGCAACUGGUAGAAAUGGGGAAGAAGAAAGAAUCUUUAAGAAAAAUGUUUUGGGUAGAUCCAAGGAUAUUGGGGGAAACCGGAUAACGAAUUUAGGGUUUGGUGGAAACAAAAUGUUUGUUACUAGGAAAGAUCAGCAAUGUGUUGAGGUUUGGCAAAGCUCUGUAAGAAAUAUAAUUUGAUCAUAUAAGUUUUAUAUGUGUUGGGUGUUUUGUUAGUUAGUUAGUUUGUUUGUGUACAUUACUAUAUUUUUUAUUUCAGUGAUAAGUGUUCUGUUUGUGUACAUUACUAUUUUUUUUAUUUCAGUGAUAAGUGUUCUAUA